This is a messenger RNA of Nezara viridula (southern green stink bug), 543 nucleotides long. Lineage: Eukaryota; Metazoa; Arthropoda; Insecta; Hemiptera; Pentatomidae. The record is from the annotation of a GenBank genome assembly.
AUGCGACAUUCAGUAAGGCCUGAUAUAUUGGCUGAUCUCCAUUCAGCUGGAAACAAUGAAGAGAGAGAGAGUGAAAGAGAGGGAGAGAGGGCGAGGGAGAGAGGGAGAGAGGGAGAGAGAGAGAGAGUGAGGGAGAGGGAGAGGGAGAAGGAGAGGGAGAGAGAGAGAGGGAGGGACUUUACUUACUUACUGCUGGGCUUUACGAUCCUACAAGGACCUGAGUCCCCUCUAAGACUUCAAGCCAUUUCAAUCUUUUGCACGUGUCCUCCAUCUCUUUACCUCAAGCAGCUUGAGAACUCAAGAACUCGACGACAUCUAAAAAUCUCACUCUUGGUCUUUUUUUGCAAACCACGGUGUCGGGGCAACACGAAUCCGCAAUCAGGAAAUCUGACUCCUCGCUGGGGAUGGUACACUCUCACCUCAGCUCGGCCAUCAUCCCGCCCGGGCAAUAUCCUCCAUGAGCUCAACCUCGGGGGUCCGCCGGUGUCGAAACGGACUCCACUCUUGUUAGCCAAGGAGCGAAAAAUACUUCCCACGGUAUAA